AUGGACGGAUGCCAGCAACGAGAGCGCCUAACAGAAGAGUUAAACGACCUCGGGCUUGAAAUCACAACCGAACUCGGAGUGUCAAACCUGUCCCACGAUCAUAUUCAUGAUCUAAUGCAACACCUCAACUAUCUGGCCGGCGGACGUUACGAUGGAGCUGACUUCAGCUACGAUAGCUACAUUAGAGCUCUUGUUCAAAUCCUUCAUCGAGCGUUUCAUCACACAAUCGUGGAACUUACCGUUAUCUCGACAAACGAAAUGGAUGUUCAAAAAAUCAUAGAUGCCACAAGGGGCCGUGAUCUUUUUGGGGUGACCUUUGAGUAUGGAUCCUUUGUAAUCCUAUGCCAACAGGUAGUUCGAAAAUGGCUGCGACCAACUGAACAGCACAUAGUCAAGGUCUGCAAUCUGGCUGGCAAAAUCCUCGUCCGAGCAAUCAAAAGACCGGGGGAUACGAUAUACGGGAACGAUGCGGCAAAAAAGACGAUGGAGACUCUCGAGAAGCUAAAAAGAACGAUGCACGCGGAGGCGCGUAAGAUACUCAGCGAUGAACUAGGGACGCCUUUCACUCUUCAGGACGUCACCGAAGCAGCUAGCAGACCUCAGCCUGCCCCCCAAUUUGACACAUCAAACAGCGAGCCGCCUCAAAUAGAGCCUGUGGAAUUCGAUACUUUGUCCA
Puccinia graminis f. sp. tritici CRL 75-36-700-3 is the source of this 676-nucleotide messenger RNA. RefSeq lists its product as uncharacterized. The transcript is spliced from 2 exons. The annotation marks the transcript as partial. NCBI's taxonomy places the organism in Eukaryota, Fungi, Basidiomycota, Pucciniomycetes, Pucciniales, Pucciniaceae. The record is from RefSeq and is a predicted model, not a curated record.